AUGGAUACACCAGUAUUAUUAAUAAUUAAUAUAAAAUCUUCAUUAAAUUCCACAGGUAUUCGUUCGAUAGUUUUAAAAGAAUAUUUUUCUCAAUUAACAUCAAAUGUUGAAGUACUUUAUCCAACACAAAUUCUUAGUGGUCUUUUAUUAUGUAAAUCAAGACGAACGGAAGAAAAAAUUUUAAAUAUGCGUCAUACGCUUUCCAAUGGAUCAAUAAUUCACUUAUCUCAUUUACCUACUCAAUUAUUUCAACAAACAAAAUGCACUAUAGAUUCACAAAUAAAAGGACUAGUAACAUAUCUUCAACAAUGUUUACCAUUUUUAUAUGCAUCUGGUGGAAAAAUUCAAAUAAAUUCUGAUGGAUCAAUUUUAUUAGAAGGUCAUAUAUAUGUUCUAAAUUCAAUUCAUUCAUAUCUUGCACAUAAAACAUCGAAAUCUCAUCAAUCAAAUCCAUCUGAACCACUUGAUUUACGUAGUGGAAAUUUAACUGUUAAAAUAAUGAAUGGGAAAUUAUUAGAACAAAAUGUUGACAGUAUUAUAAUUCCUAUAAGUGAUAAAUAUAAAGUUCAUAAAUCUAUUGAUCGACAAAUACAAUCAUUUGGUGGGAUAAAUCUUUCAAAUUAUUUUAAAGAUUUAACAACAAAAGGUACACGGAUUCGCGAAGGAAACAGUAUUAUAUAUCCAAAUCGUGAUUUGAAAAUUCCUGCAAAAACAUUAAUUAUUUUUGUUGUUCCACGUAUAUCGAAUAAAGAUAAAUCAACAAUAAAUUCUUAUCAGCCAGCCUAUGAACAAUUCAUUUAUCGUAUGUUACAAACAGUUGAUCAAAAUUCAAUUACAAGUCUUGCAAUGCCUGUUCUUGAACCAAGUGUUAAGACUGCUCACGAAAGACGUCCUGCUAAUGAAAUGACUGUUCGUGCAAUGGUUAGUGCUUUCCGACAAUUUUCUCAAAAUCCUUUAAUUAAAUUAAAACGUAUUAUUGUUGUUGACCAUCAAGUACAAAUCAAACGAAUAAAUAAACGUGUUAAAACAUAUCAAAAUCAAAAUCAAAUUCAAACAAAAUCUACAAAUAAUAAUAACAUUGAUUUUGAUAAAGAUGAUGGACAUUCAUUUGAUAAUAUAUUUGGUGUACCAAAAUCACAUGAAAAUGUAUCAAGUAGUAGUGAAAGUGAUGAUGAUGUAGAAGGAGAAGAAUAUCAACUUCCUUAUACAGAUCAUGCUAAAUCUUAA
Adineta steineri is the source of this 1227-nucleotide messenger RNA. The record is from the annotation of a GenBank genome assembly. Lineage: Eukaryota; Metazoa; Rotifera; Eurotatoria; Adinetida; Adinetidae.